AUGCGAACUUGGUCUAUCAACUACCUGUUUGCCCCUGGAGCUGAAGGCUCGCUGGAUAAUUCUCCCGCUAAAGUAUGCCAGUCGGCCAGUUAUGAAAUACAAAGCUUGGAAAAGGCCUUUAUCAGGUCAGCGACGCGGGCAAUUUGA
Molecule: messenger RNA, 147 nt
Organism: Aspergillus nidulans FGSC A4
Lineage: Eukaryota; Fungi; Ascomycota; Eurotiomycetes; Eurotiales; Aspergillaceae
Exons: 2
Coding region: 1-147 (48 amino acids)
Source: RefSeq, a predicted model, not a curated record